GUCUCAAAAAUGGCGGUGUGUAAUCAGAACGCCGCUGCUCGGGGCCGAGGGACGGCGGAGUGAAGCAGUGGGGAAACGGGAGCCGCAGCCCUAUUUACCCCUCGCCUUCUGCAAAGUGAUGCCGGUACCUGGAGCGGCGGCUGCAGCGGUUCGCGGCCUGUGACAAGCUCGCACCGCGGGGCGAGUGAGGGCAGGGGGGCAGCUCGUCAGUCCCAGCGGGAGGCUCGGGUCUGUACCCCGGGCCGGGGGGGGGAGGAGUGAAGUACAGUGAAGAUGACAAGCAAUGUGAAGGCGCGAGGCCGAGAGCACACACCUCCCUUCAGUCCCUGGGACUGAGGUAAACCCCGGCACCCGGAGGCCGCUGUGAGCCGCACGUUGACAAGAUGCCUUGGCCCUUCUCUGAGUCGAUAAAGAAGCGGGCGUGCAGGUACCUGCUGCACCGGUACCUCGACCACUUUUUGGAGGAGAAACUGAGUUUGGAACAGCUGAGUGUGGAUCUGUACCUGGGAACCGGAUCGCUCGCUCAGGUGCCCCUGGAUAAAUCGUCCCUGAAUGAAAUCCUGGAUUCACUUGAUGCUCCUCUGGAAAUAAUUGAAGGAUUUAUUCAAAACAUUUCCGUUUCUAUACCCUGGUCUUCACUCUUGCAAGAAAACUGCGCGGUGGAGGUACAGGGACUGGAGAUGGUGUUCCGACCCAGGCCUCGAAUAGUGUCCGGCUCUGAGCCCAUGUACUGGUCCAGCUUUAUGACGAACAGCAUGCAGCUGGCUAAAGAGUGUCUGAGCCAGAGACUGAUCGAUGAUCAGGCUGAGGGUCCCCAGCCGUUGGAGGGGCUGGAGAAGUUUGCAGAGACCAUUGAAACAGUUCUGAGAAGAGUUAAACUUACCUUUAUAGACACCGUUCUCCGCAUCGAGCACAUUCCGGAUAAUUCAGAGACUGGAGUUGCUCUGGAAAUCCGCAUCCAGAGGACUGAAUACCGCGACGAAUCUGCAAAUGAAAGCCCAGACGUGAAUGUCCACCAGCCCACAGCCUUUGCCCACAAGAACCUGCAGCUAAGUGGAGUGCUGCUUUUCUGGCACGAGUUUCCUGAGAGUGCAAAGACGUCGCCCAGGACCUCGCCAAUGCAGGAGAUGGAGGCCAAGCUGUCCCCGAGCUGGAACCCCAAGAUUGUCUCCGAGCCACACCCACAGUUCACCAGGAAAGCCUCCGGUGCCGUUCAUUUCCAGCCUGUGCAGAUCGGCAGCUGUGGUGGGAAAAUAGAGCUGGGUCUGACCCUGAAGCAGAAUGAAGCACUUCCCGUGCCAAAGCUGGAUGUGGAGGGACUGAUCGAGUGUAUCAACGUCUUCCUGUCCCCACGACAAAUCCACCUCCUAAUGGACAUGCUCAGUGCCAUUCUGCUGCCAGGAUGCUCGGAACAAACAGUUGUGGAAUCCAAAGGCAGGAAGAAUCGGCCAAUGCAGCAGGAGGACCAGUACCUGAUUCAGAUGGAACUGAACCGGUACCUACAGAAGGAGAAGCUGUCUCCUGGGGUCUCAGCAGAGCACAGCUACUAUGAGACUGAGACUGUCCGAACCACUUCAAGCCGAGCAGAAGAUGAAGUCUUUUUCUCAAUGGCAGACAUGGAGAUGUCAAACAGUGUGGCGUCACUUCCUCCCCUGGGAGAACCUGAACCCGACCUGGAAUUGUCACUCAGCAGCACUCACACCAACUCGAUGGCCAGCUCCCCACAAGCCGGCGCAGGGUGGGACGAUUACCUGGACCCCGCUGGACAGGGAGGCCGAGGCCCCAAGGAGCAGCUGUAUAACACCAGGGAACCACCGUUGCUUCAGAGACCUCUUCGACGAGGCAAUCUAGCCUGUAAACCUCACUGUGCUGCUGAGUGGCGUCCUGAGGCAGUGAUCAGGCUGACUGUGGGCGGCUUGUCUGUGUCAGUGCUGCACAUUGAUCCCCUGCCCCCCCCGGAGAGCACCCUGAGGCUGGACCCGCUGACCAGGAUGGCCACUCACUUCUUCAGCUGCCUGCAGGGACUCAGCCCCGCUCAGUUUGCAACAAAGGAUUUCCACAGACUGCGGCCCGCGUUUGCUGACGCUUGUCCCCACGAUCAUCUCAGGCUGUUUGCUGCUGGUAUAAAGCUGAGCUACGAGCAGCGUCGAGGUGCCAGCUCCCGCAGCCUCAACACUGACGUGUCUGUCAAUUGGAUGGAACUGCUGGAGUGUCUCUUCCCAAUUGAUUCUCGCACUGUCCUCCCACAGUACACUGAGCUACUGAGGUUCGAGUGUGAGAGCAGCCGAGAGCCCCCAGCACCUUGUGUGCACAUUCACUACAAGCACAGCCCCCGCAGUGGAGUCCAGGGCAGUCAGGGGCGGCUGACUGCGGCCCCCCAGAAGGCUGAGCUGCUGGUGGAGCUGGGCCUGGUGCACUCGGAGCUGGACAUCAGUAUUGUGGACAGACUGAAUUCCCUGCUGCAGCCUCAGAGGCUGGCCACUAGCGAGAUGAUGGCAUCCCACAUGUACACUUCCUUCAGCAAACACAUCAGCCUGCACAGGGCCUUCACCGAGGUUUUCCGCGAUGACGCUGCGUCCCCAGCAAACCGCCGGACAUCUGUCCAGGUCACCGCGCCCGUCUUCAAGAUUGCCAUCCGCUUCCCCAUCCCAGACCUCCGCUCCGACCAGGAGAGGGGGCCCUGGUUCAAGAAAUCUCUCCAGAAGGAGAUCCUGCACCUGGAAUUCAGCGAGGCUGGUGUGAAGACGGAGUUCUGUGGGAGUUUGUCCCACGAGCAGCUGAAGCUGGAGCUGACGUUUAAGGAGCUACUCGGGAAAUUCCAGGAAGACCAGGAGACGCCAGCAUUCAGGUUUCUUAAAGUAUCACACGCCGCAGACGGAGACAUGUCCUCGUCAGACAGCGAGAAGUUUGACUGGCCACGGGUUGUGUUGAAGGUGAAUCCCACCGCGGUGCACUCCAUCCUGGAGCGGAUCACCAGCGAGGAGGAGGAGCCCGGAGGCCACUCACUGGAGGAUGAGGAAGGUCGGGGUCACUCGCUGGAGGACGAGGAAGGUGGAGGUCACUCUCUGAAGGACGUGUGUGACUUGGGGAAACAGGAAGCCUCGCCUUUCUCCUCUCGCAGAGUCAUGUAUGAAAACGAGGAGAUGGUGAUGCCUGGAGACCAGUUUGAGAUGGGUCAGUUCCAGGACAGAACCAUGAGCACCUCUCACUAUGUGCUGGAGCUGAUGUUACCGACUGUGAGUCUUGUGCUGCCCAACAAAGUCUUCUACGAGAGGAUCUACAACAGGAUAAAUGAUUUGCUGCUCUGGGAGCCCGCUGCACCUUCUCCUGUGGAGACGGUCGAAAAUGUUUCCUAUGGAGUGGGUCUCUCUGUUGCCAGCCAGCUGAUCAGUGCGUUCAGCAAAGACAGUCUGACUCAGCCCAAGCCCACUGUCCAGGAUGAUGACGAGAGUGGUUCCGAGGAGGAGACACUGCAGUUUUACUCGACUCUCGAUCUCGCCCACCGCUCCCGCCGCAAAAAGAAAAUUGAACAACAGAAUAAGAGCUGCCAAAGUCUGCUGUCGAUGCUCCUCACCGUGUCCCGUGGCCUGGUCACACUGGGCACCCAGACCAAGAAUGAUGAUGGGACGGUGUUGGUGGGGAAGCACGGCGAGUUCUGGCUGGAGAUCGAGAAUGGAAGCUUCUUCACUGUGGCCAAAUAUCAGGGCUGUGACGACCAGCACUAUUUCUGUCUCCAGACCAACAAAGUCUUCCUGUGUCACCAAGGUGUGGUGGACAAUGUGUUUGUCCCCGGGGAUGUGAAGCUGCCCAGCGGGUCCCGGCCUCCAUGGCUGGAGACCACCAUCAGCCAGUCUGAGGAGGGGAUUGUCACCAAGCAGGCUGCCGCAGCGGGGGCUGGCACUGACGGUCCAAACAUGCUCUCCAUUGCCGUUAAAGUUCAUCACAACAAGAGCGAGAGCAACAUGAAGGAAAUCCUUGUGGCUCUGGGACUGCGCGGGGCCACUCUUCAGCAUCGCAACGUGCUGCCAGGUCACAGCUGGCAUGAGCAGAUCCUGGAUUUCCUGAACAUUACUGAUGAGCCAGUGUUGGGUUACGCUCCCCCAGCCAAUGCCAUCACCUUUCAUUUGCACUUGUGGAACUGUGCCUUGGACUACAGGCCAUUGUACCUGCCAAUCCGAGCUUUGCUCACUGUCGAAACCUUCACCAUCUCCAGUAACGCUGUCCUGGACAAGUACAGCUCCACACUCAGGAUAAUCAUCGACGAUACUGCCUUAUAUUUGUCUGAGAAAUGUAACCCAGGGGCCGUGAACUUAAAGAGAGAUUACGUGCGAGUCUUGGAUAUGGGAGUGUUGGAAUUCCGAAUCACAGCAUCAAAGCCGACUGCAGAGGGAGUGAGGGAUCAGCCUCGCUUCGAGCUGCGCUGCUCUAGUGAUGUCAUCCACAUCCGCACCUGCUCGGACUCGUGUGCCGGCCUGAUGAACCUGAUCCAGUACAUGGCCAGUUACGGGGACCUGCAGCCCCCUAGCAAGUGUGAGGAGACCCCAGGAUCAGCACCCAGCAACCGGGCGGGCUCGGGUGACAACGCCCCCUGCAGGACCUCCGGCCUUGCUGAGGCUGAGCAGAAGCGACUGCGGGACCUGAUGAUUGACGCGAUGGAGGAGAUGGAUGUGCUGCCCGCCUCCCCUCCCCCCGCCCCACAGCAGCCUAACGGGAUCCACAUCACUCUCAGUCAGGAGACAGACGUGCCCAGGUCAGACCUCUUCCUCUUCCCUGAUGAGAGCGGGGGGUCUUCGCAGGAGCAGAGCCCGACCUCCCCCGUCAGCUCCCCCGCUCCACACCCCCCCCGCCCGGCCUUCCCCAAAGAGCAGCCCGAGAGUGAGGACUUCUGUAUCCUUGAGGCACCCAAGAUGCCCGUCCUGAGAGAGACUGAGCCCAUGGUGAGGGCCCUGGUCUGUGGGGACAUUGUGAUUAAGGACGAACACUUCAUGUUACCCACGAGGAAGACGGACACCGGCAAAGCUCCCCUCCACCUGCCUGUGCCCGAGGUGCACUAUGUGGUGAAGGAGGUGUCUGUGGUCUGGCACUUGUACGGGGGCCGUGAUUUCACCACCCCCCCUGCUGCUCGCUCCCCCGCCAAGAGCCCCAGUCCUAAACCUGCUGCCAGCACCUCACACAGCUCCCCGGCCCCGACCCCGGCCCCGACCCCGGCUCCAGCCCGACACAGCCGCUCCGCCCGGCGCACACCAGGGGGGCCCGGCAGGAACCACCAGAUCCUCAUGGAGAUUCAGUUCAGCAAGGUGAAGUUUCAGCACGAGGUGUAUCCGGUUGUGGAUGUGAAGCGGCCUGGGGCUGGGGGAGGGACCGAGCGCCCCAUCUCUCGCCAGGUCUUUAUUGUCCAGGACCUGGAAAUCCGUGACCGCCUGGCAACAUCCCAGAUGAACAAAUUCCUGUACCUGUACUCCAGCAAAGAGCUGCCAAGGAAAGCUCACUCCAACAUGUUGACGAUUAAGGCUUUGCACGUGAGACCAGACUCGGCUCAGACCCCCCGCGAGUGUUGUUUACGAGUCACACUAAUGCCGCUGCGUCUCAAUAUUGACCAGGAUGCGCUGUUUUUCCUGAAGGAUUUUUUCACCAGUCUGGCUGCAGAGGUGGAACUGCUCUCUGCUCCCGACCCAGCCCAGGAAGUCAGAAAGCUGCCCAGAGCAGACGCUGGGGGCAGCCCGGGGAGAAACAUGGCGUGUCCCAUCAUUACUCUCCCUGGUCAGUGUGACUCAGCUCCUCACCCCGGCACUGACCGCCUGACCAUCACCAGCGACAGCAGCUACACUACCUUCCGGGACCAGCCCAUCUUCUUCCGGGAAUUCCGCUUCACCUCCGAAGUGCCGAUCCGCCUGGACUAUCAUGGCAAACACGUGGCCAUGGAACAGGGAACCUUUGCCGGUAUCUUGAUGGGCCUGGCUCAGCUCAACUGCUCCGAGCUCAAGUUAAAGAGACUCUGUUACCGACACGGGUUGCUGGGUGUAGACAAGUUGCUGUGCUAUGUGUUAAAUGAGUGGCUGACGGACAUCAGGAAAAACCAGCUGCCGGGGCUACUGGGAGGCGUGGGCCCCAUGCACUCCCUGGUGCAGCUCGUCCAAGGCCUGCGGGACCUGGUGUGGCUCCCAAUCGAGCAAUACCGCAAAGAUGGCAGCAUCGUGCGGGGGCUCCAGCGCGGAGCCGCCUCCUUCGGAACUUCCACAGCAAUGGCUGCUCUGGAGCUGACCAACCGCCUGGUACAGACCAUCCAGGCGGCUGCGGAGACGGCCUAUGACAUGGUGUCCCCAGGACCCGGUGGCGGGGGGGCCUUGACCAGGACCAAGCGUCUCUCCCAGCACCGCCUGGCACAUCAGCCCGUGGACCUGCGCGAGGGGGUGGCCAAGGCCUACGAUGUGGUGCGAGAGGGAUUCACUGACACGGCACACAUGAUAUAUGAGACGGCCACACGGGAGCAUGAGCAGAGAGGCAUGACUGGCGCGGUGGGAGGAGUCCUGCGGCAGAUCCCGCCCACCGUGGUCAAGCCCUUGAUCGUGGCCACAGAAGCCACCUCCAACGUGCUGGGUGGCAUGCGGAACCAGAUCCAGCCGGACGCCCGGCAGGAGGACACACAGAAGUGGAGGCUGGAGGACGAGUAAACCCACAGCUUCCCUUCUGCUCGCUCGCUCACUCACUCAUUCGGGCUUCCAACCUUUCUGGGGAGAGCUGAGAGCGAGGGUGAGGCUGAGGGCUUGGUGCCUGUACUGUGGCGGCAUUUUAACUAACGCUGCCUGUAUAUCUUGAGUCAGUGACUGAGGCAGAAACGCCAGUGACUGAGAUGGACACGAGUGCGGAUUGUAGGCGGAUCCCGUCGCCUCCCGGCUUUGUUGAUGGACAGAUUAUACGUCUGUCACUGACUCCGAGCCAAGCGUGGGAUUGUUUGCUGUCUGUCACUGAUUUUCCCGCUCCCCCUCACAGCCCCCUCAGCUGCUAGCACAUCCCCCAGUGUUUCUCCACGCUCUAAACCCCACCCGUUGUUCCUGCCCUGAACAGCAAACAGACACGUCCAGUCCAGGUCACCCACCACCAUGUGUGGACACAGCUUUAGCUCAUGGUGGCUCCUUGCUCAGAGCUUUGAUCACUGGCACCUAACGGCCCCUGAAAGCACUGCGUUAGGUCACCUUGUCCAUUUCUUUGCCUAUCUCCAUGUCCAGCCCUCCUCUGCUCUGUGCCCUGGCUCCACGCUGCCGGUGAUGCCAAACCCUGAAUCCUGUGACCCCGUCUGUACGUUCACAAACUUGUUUGAUGCCACAGAGUAAACGCACCAUAAGAAGUGUAACGGUCAUGUGUCGGGGUGGGUGACACUACAGUACCUGUUUUCCACCACUAGGCGGAGCUGAAUUUACUCCGCAGACCCACUCAGGUUAACAGUCACACUCAACCCCCAUCUCCCUCCAAUACAUCAAUUACUUUCCUCUUACACUGUAAGAGAGAAGUGCUGAGGGAGGGGAGCCUUUCGUUGUGCCGCAGUGAGUCAGCCCCUGAGAUCCCACCUGUUUUCCCUGUGUUCCUGUGAUUGUGGUGACCAGUGCCAAUGCUUCCCGGUGCCCCGCGCGGCCUGAGCGCGGCCUCCAGCAAUGUCCAGCUCGGUGCUUCUCAGUCUGACAAUCUUGUCUUUAUUGUAAAUACGUUAUAAUUUGAGCGCUCAGCCCCGCCGUCCCAGCUCUGUGUUCAGGCUCGGCUCGGACUCCCCGCAUUCCCACAAGGAGUGUUGAUGUUGAUGUUGCCGGCGUUCCAUACUCUGGAAUCUACUGUUGCAGUUCCCGGUUGUUUUGUUCCCAUUCCACGCUCUGUCUAUUCUGUACAGCAGAUAAAACGCCCACAUGGGGUUUGGAGCUGUGUGGUAACUGCACUGUACAUAUUUGCUGAGAUUGUCAUUGCUGUGGAGGUAUCACAGUGAGGUUUUAGAAGGAUUGUACCAUAAAUGUUGUAUUUCAAAAGGGAAAUAAUAAAUAGUCUGUGUGUGUGCACUGUAGUCCUGCUCUCACUACAGAGCUGCCUGCUGCAACCACCAGACAGGAUUAGUUAC
Messenger RNA from Callorhinchus milii (elephant shark), 8101 nucleotides. RefSeq names its product autophagy related 2A (gene atg2a). Gene Ontology annotation, molecular function: phosphatidylinositol-3-phosphate binding. Lineage: Eukaryota; Metazoa; Chordata; Chondrichthyes; Chimaeriformes; Callorhinchidae. The transcript has 42 exons. Gene Ontology annotation, cellular component: extrinsic component of membrane; phagophore assembly site. Gene Ontology annotation, biological process: autophagosome assembly; autophagy of mitochondrion; piecemeal microautophagy of the nucleus. The record is from RefSeq and is a predicted model, not a curated record. The coding region runs from base 384 to 6671 and encodes 2095 amino acids.